ACACCCCAUGUUGUACACACUCUCAUAUUUGAUACAACCCCUAACGUUUUACUGGCACUGUCUGCAAGUAUGCUUUACUCCUGAGCCCAGAUCAGAUAUACAGUCCUGUGACUUACUGAAGCUACAUUGUUUGUGCUGCCGGUGCUGCAGAUGUCCACCUACAAACUCUUUCUGCUGAGGCAUGGGGAGGGGGCCUGGAACAAAGAAAACCGUUUCUGCAGCUGGGUUGACCAGAAGCUGAGCGAGGAUGGGGUGAAGGAGGCCCAGGACUGUGGCAGGCUUCUGAAGGAGCAGGGCUACAAGUUUGACAUGGUGUUCACCUCCAUACUCAGCCGCUCCGUCCAGACUGCCUGGCUGGUGCUGGAGGCCAUGGGCCAGGAGUGGGUAUCUGUGGUGAAAUCAUGGAGACUCAACGAGCGACACUAUGGUGCCCUGAUCGGCUUGAACCGGACAGAAAUGGCUCGUGAACAUGGAGACGAAAAGGUGAAGUUGUGGAGAAGGAGCUAUGAUGUCACUCCACCUCCGAUUGACGAAUCCCACCCUUACUUUCUGGAGAUCUACAAUGAUCGUAGAUACGACACUUGCGAUGUGCCGAAGGAGAAGCUUCCCCGUGCAGAGAGCCUAAAAGAGGUGUUGGUCAGACUGCUGCCAUACUGGGACAGUACUGUGGUGCCAGAGAUAAAGAAAGGCAAAACUGUGCUCAUCGCCGCUCAUGGAAACAGCUGCAGGGCCUUGCUGAAAUACCUGGAAGGUGUAUCAGACGCAGAUAUAGCCAACGUGACUCUACCCACAGGGAUACCCGUACUGCUUGAGCUGGAUGAAAACCUCAAGCCUGUGAAGCCUCGGCAGCUGUUGGGAGACCAGGCAAAGAUUCAGGCAGCUAUUAAAAAGGUAGAGGACCAGGGAAAAGCCAAACCAUCAAAUUGACAUAGCUCUUUUCUUGCUGCCUUUGUGCACUAUAAAUUUAUAGGUACAGAAAAAACCUAAACAAAAAGAGACUCAAAAAUCAUUUCAUAACAUGAGACAACAACAACAACAGAUUGUUGUUUAAUGUGAUUUAAAGGACAGGUGUAAGUCUUACAGUGAAGUUACUGUAUAUGUUACAGCGGCCUGACCUGGAUACAGGAUGUGUGUGUCACAGGCUGGUACGAUAGGGACAGGAAAAAGAUCAGCGGUGUACUGUAAAUGUUUCAGCACUGUGUGGAAUUGUUUUUUGUGUAAGCACUGAGGAAGCGUUUGAUUUGUAUCAGUUUUUAAGCUAUUCAUCCCUACUUUUUGCCUGCAUGGUGAACCGACUGAGGUUAUUUAUUUAUUUACUAAUUAAUCUAUUUUAACUAAGACUAAAAAACAAAAGUGAAAUAUGUCAUAUUCAGAUGGGACAAACAAAAUCUGUCCUUUCUAAAGUAUUUUUUCUGUUACGCUGAUCAGCUUUAGGAACAUCCCCUUUCAUUUUAAAUGUGUGCCUUCAGUAUUUAAUGUAGUGCUCAAACCCAGCUUCUUUUUGAAAGCUUAUCAAGCUGGUCUUUUGUGGGGAUUUUAUUUAAUAAUGAAAGCACUCCUCUAACAAAUCAUACCUCAUAGAAAUUGAUAGCCAGGCUGUUCAUUCCAAGAGUGAGCUAAUUGUAAGCCACAGAAAUGCUGUAAAUAUGCAAAACAUCUGAAAUCUACUUUACCACAUGAGUUACAUAUAUUUUUAAAUGGCGUACUCAGAAAGAUGUUGUUUUUUCUGUGAGGUUUAUACAUUAGAUUAACACUGUGGCUAAGAACCAUAGCUACAUUGGUAUGGUUACUGGUUUAUACUUUGCACUUUUUGGGGAAAUAUGAGGAUUUAUUCCCUUGUUAAUUAAAUGCAACAACUGUGAAUGGUAAAUACCAUUAUUUUGAAUAAAGAUAAUUAGAAUAUAUGGGGUAAAAACAAGCACUCUUUGGGGUCUCAUUUUAAAUUCAAAAUUUUUAUAAUCCAUGUGAAGUUAUUUUCUGUUUAUGUUAAUAUGUUAAUAACAUGAGGGAAAUGUUACAGACUGCUCUUGUGUAUGCCUGCAGCCGCCCAAUCUUUGUCAAUAUUUGUCAGUUUUUGUGACAGCUGUACUGUAGUGGCGUU
Molecule: messenger RNA, 2101 nt
Organism: Scomber japonicus (chub mackerel)
Lineage: Eukaryota; Metazoa; Chordata; Actinopteri; Scombriformes; Scombridae
Gene: bpgm
Product: 2,3-bisphosphoglycerate mutase
Exons: 3
Coding region: 151-927 (258 amino acids)
Biological process (GO): glycolytic process
Molecular function (GO): intramolecular phosphotransferase activity
Source: RefSeq, a predicted model, not a curated record